CUUCAUUUCAACUGUCUAUAUGUGUCAUUGUCACUCACUAUUUGUAACAACAAAAUAUUGCGAAGAAAUUGUUUGUUGCUUUUUUUGAUGAGAUUUUUUCAGUACUUACUCAAAUAGUUUAUGUAAUAAAAGUUUUAGAAUUGUUUCAGUGAAUUAAAAAUCGUAAUGUAAAGAAGAGAUUUCCAUAAUAAACUACAGUAAAAUUUGUUUCGAUGUCCGUUUCUUUGUGUGUAUUGAGAGUGGAAAUCGACGAAGAUCUUCCAGAAAUGGGUGAUAAUAAUUCGUCUGAUAUGGCUGUUAAGGAACAAAAGAAACGUGAUCGUGGUGCACGUGAAUCAAAGACGAUAACAGUGGAAACAUAUGCAAGCGUUCUUGCUGGUGCCAACAACGACAAUGGUAUUCUGCCUACCAGCUCACGCCGUACAACUGAAAGAAGUGUUUCUGAAGAUGUUGAGACCAUUAGUUUUUUUUGCGGAAAUCCUCUAGUGGAAGUAACAAAAGGAGUCCUUCACCUAUAUAAGGAGAAUGAGUUGAAAGAAGCAGAAGAAGCUAAGACAUUGUGUCUGUUGUCAGUGCCUGGUGCACUAGGAGCUCCAGAUUUAUUGGCGUUUGCGGCGGCUUGCCAACAAGAUAUAGCUCAUGUUAGAGUUCUACGUGAUGGCUCACCGGAUCAUUAUAUGGCUCUAUUGACGUAAGUUUAUUUAUUAAUAAAAAAGGAAAACCUAGGUACCACGCAUGCGAAACUACUUAAUAAUUUAUUUGCCAUUUAUACAUAACAUGCCUUUUCCCCAAGUAUGUUGAAAAAUAUAUUCAACCAUAAUAAAUCAACGUAACUUAAAUCAAUAAAACUACUCAACAAAAGAAUGGAAACAUAUCAAUCUAUAAUGUUU
This is a messenger RNA of Diatraea saccharalis (sugarcane borer), 890 nucleotides long. NCBI's taxonomy places the organism in Eukaryota, Metazoa, Arthropoda, Insecta, Lepidoptera, Crambidae. The record is from the annotation of a GenBank genome assembly.